Molecule: messenger RNA, 1019 nt
Organism: Chelonus insularis
Lineage: Eukaryota; Metazoa; Arthropoda; Insecta; Hymenoptera; Braconidae
Product: THUMP domain-containing protein 1 homolog
Exons: 3
Coding region: 116-922 (268 amino acids)
Biological process (GO): tRNA modification
Molecular function (GO): RNA binding
Source: RefSeq, a predicted model, not a curated record
UUUUUUCUCUAUAGAAAAAAAUAACCAGAAUGAACAAAUUUGAUAAACUUAUUUUUAUAACCUAUGAAAAGUUAUACAUAAUUCAAGAUAAAAAUUUAUUAUUAAAAUCGAUCCUAUGGAGAACAAAAAACGAAGAUACCAUUACAAAAGUUAUGUAAAUAGUAAAAGAACCAAACAGUUAUCGUUAGAAAAAGGAUUGGUUGGAUUUUUAUGUACAUGUAAUUUUAAAGAAAAAGAAUGUGUUAAGGAUGCAUAUAAAAUUUUAGAAAAAUUUUACGAUGAAUCUAUUAAAACUUCUAAUGACGAAAAUAAGAAACAAACCAAAAAAACUGAUCUACUGAAAAAAGAAAGUAAUGAUAUUUCUGACCAACUAAAAAAUGAAAUUGAUGCACUCCAUAAGGGAACUGAAAAAUCUGUUGUAAAUAAAAUAUUUCAGCACAUUGACACCGGUGUAAAAAAUGUUAUUUUUAUCAAGUCAACUAUUCCUGAUCCAUUGAAGCUAACAUUAACAAUAAUAAAAACAAUAACUGAAACCAAUACACCAAUAAGUAGAUUUUUAUUGAGAUUCCUUCCAAUACAAACUAUUUGUAGAGCAAAUAUUGAUGAGAUUAAAUCAGAAGCAAACUUAUUGUUUGAAAAACAUUUUGUGCAAACGCCUGUCACAUUUGCUAUAGUUUUCAACCGCCAUUAUAACAACACUAUUCAGCGUCAAGCAGUAAUUGAAGCUUUAGCAUCAAUAAUAACAUCAAAAAAUCCAGGCAAUAAAGCUGAUUUGAAAAAUCCCGAUAUUGCUGUAGUUGUAGAAAUAAUAAAAAAUUCUUGUCUUCUGUCAAUCGCACCAGAAUACUAUAAAUAUAAAAAAUAUAAUCUACUUGAGCUUUGUAAUAAAAAAGAUUUAACAACAAAUGAAAAUGUUGAAUAAAAAAAACUAUCAAAAACAAAAUUUUCAUUUGUAUCAACUUGAAUGUUUUACUUAGAGACACUCUUUCGGAUUUAUGUUUAUAAUAAUGCACUAAAUA